CAUCCAUGGCAUCCCAGGCUGCAGCAAGAGGACUGAGGACAGCCACCUCAAAACACAUUCUUCUUGACAAACUCAAGUGCACCUGGUUGAGUCCCAGGAGAUGGCUGAAUCUGCAAGAGUACCAGAGCAAGAAGCUGAUGCAAGAGAGUGGCGUCGCUGUCCAGCGCUUCUAUGUGGCCGACACGGCUUCUGAGGCUCUGGAGGCUGCAAAGAGACUCGAUGCCAAGGAGAUAGUGCUGAAAGCUCAGAUUCUGGCCGGUGGCAGAGGCAAGGGGGUGUUCGACAGUGGCCUUAAAGGUGGAGUGCACUUAACAAAGGACCCUGCAGUGGUUGGCGAGUUGGCCAACAAGAUGCUGGGUUUCAACCUGACUACCAAGCAGACACCUAAAGAUGGAGUGAAAGUGAAAACGGUGAUGGUCGCCGAGGCCCUGGACAUUACCAGGGAGACCUACUUUGCCAUCUUAAUGGACCGCUCCUGUAAUGGUCCUGUCAUGGUUGGAAGUCCCCAGGGAGGUAUGGAUAUCGAGGAGGUCGCCGCCAGCACCCCAGAACUCAUCUUUAAGGAAGUCAUAGAUAUAUUUGAAGGUGUGCGAGACGACCAGGCGCUUCGCAUGGCAGCUAAUUUGGGUUUCAAAGGACCUCUGCAGAGACAGGCAGCAGAUCAGAUUAAGAGGCUCUAUGAUCUGUUCCUGAAAGUCGACGCCACUCAAGUCGAAGUCAAUCCUCUCGGAGAGACUCCCGAAGGACAAGUGGUUUGCUUUGAUGCCAAGAUCAACUUUGAUGACAAUGCUGAGUUCCGUCAGAAGGCCGUGUUCGCCAUGGACGACAUGACUGAGAGCGACCCCACAGAGAUGGAGGCAGCCAAGUGGGACCUCAAAUAUAUUGGACUGGAUGGCAACAUUGCAUGUUUUGUGAAUGGAGCUGGCUUGGCCAUGGCCACAUGUGACAUCAUUGACCUGCAUGGAGGAAAGCCAGCUAACUUCCUGGACCUGGGUGGAGGAGUCAAAGAGAGGCAGGUGUAUGAGGCCUUUAAGCUGCUCACCGCUGAUCCUAAGGUGGAGGCCAUCCUAGUCAACAUCUUCGGUGGGAUCGUCAACUGUGCGAUCAUCGCUAACGGCAUCACCAAGGCCUGUCGAGAGCUGGAGCUCAAGGUGCCGCUGGUGGUUAGGCUUGAAGGCACCAACGUCCACGAGGCCAAGAGGAUCCUGACGGAGAGCGGCCUGCCCAUCACAGCAGCAGAAAACCUGGAUGACGCCGCCAAGAAAGCGGUGGCCGCCAUCAAGAAAUAGAAAACCCACAGUGUAACCUCACUACACUCUUCACCCGUCCACCCAUCAUUAACAUUCAUUACUGCCUCAGACCGUCAUCUCCGUCACACAUUCAGAACUCCACAACUUCAAGCCUUUGCUCUCAUGGCUCUCACUGUUUUUGUUUUAACACUAGUGUCCAAAUCAUGAAUUCAUUGCCAACUAAAUAUUCAUACCACAGGUUUUGAGGUGGUCCAUCACCUCAACGCCUUAUAUAAUUCAACUUUUACACUCAUCUGUGUGUGUGUGUGUGUGUG
Messenger RNA from Seriola dumerili (greater amberjack), 1564 nucleotides. RefSeq names its product succinate-CoA ligase GDP-forming beta subunit (gene suclg2). Lineage: Eukaryota; Metazoa; Chordata; Actinopteri; Carangiformes; Carangidae. Gene Ontology annotation, biological process: succinyl-CoA metabolic process; tricarboxylic acid cycle. The transcript has 11 exons. Gene Ontology annotation, molecular function: ATP binding; succinate-CoA ligase (GDP-forming) activity. Bases 6 to 1289 code for a protein of 427 amino acids. The record is from RefSeq and is a predicted model, not a curated record. Gene Ontology annotation, cellular component: mitochondrion; succinate-CoA ligase complex.